This is a messenger RNA of Brachypodium distachyon (stiff brome), 1787 nucleotides long. RefSeq lists its product as uncharacterized. The record is from RefSeq and is a predicted model, not a curated record. The transcript has 9 exons. Gene Ontology annotation, cellular component: nuclear inner membrane. Gene Ontology annotation, molecular function: chromatin binding. The coding region runs from base 98 to 1657 and encodes 519 amino acids. Lineage: Eukaryota; Viridiplantae; Streptophyta; Magnoliopsida; Poales; Poaceae.
AAGAGACUCUACUUACUUGGUCGGGUAGUAUGUGAUUCCCAUGGAGUGGAGGCAGGUCUCCGGCGUGUAAGCCCAGACCAGGUACACGCCGGUGGCGAUGACGGUGGUGAUGGAUCCCACGAAGCCGUACACCUCCGACGGCUUAGGACCCGUGCCCAACCGAUUCGCCUCAUGCCGUUGGGGUUCUCGUUUCGGGUUCCGGAGGAGGCUCCGCGUCUGCUGCCGAGGGCUCCGGACCACCAACGGCGGCGGCGACUCCAUGCUCUUUCUUGUUGGGCACAGACAGGAGACUUUUUACAGGGGAGAAAGAGCGAGCACUAGCAGGCCCUUUUUCUUUGUAUUAUUGGGCUCUCCAUCACUUGUGUUGUUCACAUAUGGGCCUUCUACUCUCUUCCUCUCUCCCACAGUCCGCGAAGAAAACGACGAAAACGCCUCCACACACGGCGGGCAGGGGCGGGGCGGCGGGCUGAGGAAGAGGAAGAGGAAAAGGAGGAUGCCGUCGCGCCCGUCGUCGUCGAGGCGGCCGGUCUCCAAAUCCAGAUCCAAACCCCUGUGGUCCGAGCCACCUCCCGGCCUCUUCCCCACCGGUGCCCACGACUUCCUCCGCCUGCUCGCCGUGCUCGCCAUCGCCGCCGCAGCAGCCGCAGCCUGCAGCCUCCUCAGCCGCCGCCCCAACCCCUUCUGCGACUCCCAACAACACUAUGACCCCGCCUACGAUUCAUGUGAACCCUGCCCUCAAAACGGGCGCUGCGUACACGGUAAGCUCGAGUGUCUCCAGGGAUUCAAGAAAUAUGGCAAGAUAUGCGUAGAGGAUGGCUUGCUCACCCAAACUGCUAACAAGAUCUCAGACUUGCUACGGCUCACAAUUUGCGAUGAACAUGCCCGUGCUUUAUGUGGACAAUCUGGCAAAAUCUUGUUCCAACAACUUGAUAUCUCAAACUUGGCUGAUGAUCUAUUAUCCAAGGACCAUGCUCACCUAAGCGAUGAUGGAAUUAAACUUGUAAAAGAUAGGGUGCUGGAGAGUGCACAUGGCUUUUUAGAGAUGGUGCCGACUUAUAAUAAAGUCGAAGCGAAAUGUCCAGAGCUGGUUGCAGAGCUUCACAGGCCCCUGAGUUGUCAAGUUCGUCAAUGGAUCUUUAGGAAUAUCAUCUCUGUGGUGACCUCUUGUAUCCUGUUUGCAGCGCUGCUCUGGAUUCUAUGGAGCAUUUACCACAGAAGAGCGUUUUCAAAGAGAGCUGAGCAAAUAUACGAGCAGGUGUGUGAAAUCCUUGAAGAUAAUGCAAUGAAUGCUAAGAUUGGCAACUCUGAAUGUGAGCCUUGGGUGGUCACCUCUUGGUUGCGUGAUCAUCUACUAGUUACUCGAGAGAGAAGGAACGCUGUCCUGUGGAAGAAGGUGGAAGAACUGAUACUGGAAGAUUCUCGAAUAGAUCAGUAUCAGAAAGUGAUCAAGGGAGAGUCCAAAGUAGUGUUUGAGUGGCAAGCUAGUGGGUCGCUGAGUGGAAAGAUUAAGAAGAUGCAGCAGGGUGAGGGUGGUAUAUCAAGGAGGAGCAAAGGUGUUGGUGCCAUAAGACUUGGUGAAGAAAUGGAUGGGUCCGCCGACGCCGUAGUGAAGGACUGUUGUACACGUAAAGAAGGUACAGUAGUAGUGAGGCUUUGAUGACGUAAGAAGCAAGAUUAUUAAUUUGGUGGUGUACGUGUAUAUGGUACGAUGUACUCCAUCAAUCAGGACCUCUUAAGUUGUUGCUUGUAUGUUGUUGUGGUGGUGAAUGGUGCUAGUAUGUUUUUCU